Molecule: messenger RNA, 615 nt
Organism: Peronospora matthiolae
Lineage: Eukaryota; Oomycota; Peronosporomycetes; Peronosporales; Peronosporaceae
Source: the annotation of a GenBank genome assembly
AUGGCGGCUGCACGCAUGCUUGCAGCCUCGGAAAGUGCCUCUCACACCUCAGCAGCAGGUGAUUCGUCGGCUGUUGGUGUGAAAAGUCCACGUGGUGAGUCUUUACGUGCGACAGGUACAUCCUAUGCGUCUGCAGCGAGUGCUACGACUCGCAAUGUGGAUGAGCCUGAAAUAGAGCUCAUCAAUACCAGCGAGUCGGAUGAUGCAUCCGACUCGAAGACGACACCUCACGCCUACGGAUCAACCGGGGCGGACACUGCUAGAGCCAGGUUGACUGGCUCUGGUCAACGCGGCGGUAUCAUGACCGAGAUCUUCGGAUCGAGGGAUUGUUUCGACGAAUCUCCGCCUCACGCGAGUCCAUCCAACGAUAGGACGCGUGGGGAUGGUGGUAAUGCACCUAUACAUCACCAAGAGCAAAGUAACUCGAGGGAACGAGCUGUCACUGGUGUCAGUGCUCAUGCUGACACCAAUCAAGAGGCCAGGGACCGAAAUGUCCUGCGCCACGCUCCCCAAAUGGAGUCUCCGUGGAUGCUGCCAUCCAGAGAGUUGGACCGGUUGUCCCGCAUGACAACCGAACUGGAUCGCAUCCCGUUGUUUGAUUGUAGUAAGAUUUGA